AUGCCUCCCCUCGCAGUCAAAAUAGCAGCACGGAUUAAAGGCCGGCGUCUCUCCGAGGAGGCGGACGUCUACGACCAGCUUUCGAGCUUACAAGGCACGAUCAUACCCCUCUGCUUCGGAUACUUCCGUCGCUUCGUCAACUUGCAGGAGAUGAGUCUCGCACCCUGGGAUCCCAAUUGUACAUUCCCGAGGUCAUUCGACAUCUACCAUAUGCCACACACCGACGCCAGCUUGAACAUGCUCCUUAUGGAGAGGAUGGGUACAUCUCUUCGGAAGACUCCGAGGCACAUACUACCCGAUAAUUUGUCUGAGCUACGGGACCAGUUGAUUCAAAUGUACAAAGCAGCGGGAGAACUCGGGUUCAACCAUAAGGAUAUCAAAUCCGCGAACAUACUGCGAGUUCUUGAACCAAGCGCGACGACUGCAGCAUCCGAGUCGGGCUACCUGUGGCGCCUGGUGGACUGGGAGGACUGCCACAAGAUGGAGAUGCCACUCCAGCGUCAAGUCAUCUUCAGUGAGAUCAAGACGGAAGUCAAAUGGAUGAUAGAGAAUGACUUGCGCGAUGACGGAGACGGGGAUGGAUCGGACACUGGUAUGGGCGGCAGCGACGACUCCGGGUGUGGCAAAGACGAGGCCUAG
Trametes versicolor FP-101664 SS1 is the source of this 639-nucleotide messenger RNA. RefSeq lists its product as uncharacterized. The coding region runs from base 1 to 639 and encodes 212 amino acids. The record is from RefSeq and is a predicted model, not a curated record. The transcript is spliced from 2 exons. NCBI's taxonomy places the organism in Eukaryota, Fungi, Basidiomycota, Agaricomycetes, Polyporales, Polyporaceae.